CCCUUCUGUUACCACCCCUCUUCACCCUAGCUGUUCCCCCCACUGGCCAUGUAUCAUGGAGUACUGGCGGUGACCUCACAGCGCCUGUCCAAUUCAUCUACCAGACUCUCCCUCUCAGCUGCCAGCUACAGUCAGGCUGCGGCCAGGCACCCCAGGGCUGCCACAGCAGGGUUCAACUCUUUUGUCACGUGCGUCGUCUCCUGCCUCCUGUUUGUCCUGGCUAACGUUUUCCUGCAUCUACGUCUGCUGAAUACUAAGGACGCCCUCUGCUGGUGCCUCUAUUAGAUACUGAAGAUUAAACUAAGUUGCAACCCCUUGUGGAGGCCUACUUCUGACACCAAACUGUUGAUAGAAGACAGUAACAACUAAAUGAAACAAGUUUUGGUUAUUCUCUAAAACAAAAGAUGUCUCCUGAUUGCAAACAGCGCUGCUCCUAUAACUGUUUCAACGAAGCGUCUCUGGAGCCCGCCGUCUUUAACCGCUCCUUCCUGGAGUGUCUGGUCCUUAUAUGUAACUACGCCAUCACGGCCUUAGACGACGCAGUUCUCUCAGAGGCGGAGACCAACUAUAAUCAGCUGGCGGGUAUGAAUGAAACGAUGUACGAGUUCACCAACUGCUCGACGAAACCGGAUGGCUAUCGUCUGGACGAGAACACUACUUCCAGCUAUGCUGUUAUCAUUAAUGGAUAUAUAUCACCAGUGCUGGUUCUACUGACCGUCAUCAACAAUACUCUCGUCUGCAUUGUUCUCCUGAAACCGCACAUGCGCAGUCCAACCAAUGCUAUCCUCAUUGCCAUGGCACUGUCCGACAUGUUCACUGGGCUUUUUCCGGUUCCGAUAUUCAUACAUUUCUACGCUACAGAGCGCCUUCACGAGUUCGUCCCUUACAACUGGUGCUACGCUGUCAAGGUGUUUAUGGAGUACAUACCUACCAUCUUCCACACGGCGUCAAUAUGGUUGACCAUGGCCCUCGCCAUCCAGCGCUACAUCUACGUCUGCCACUCUUUUAAGGCCCGCUCCUGGUGCACCAUCCGCAACGUCAUCUACGGGACGGUGGCCAUUUACGUCAUCGCCACCCUGAGCCAAAUCCUGAGAUUUUUCGAGAACGACGUCACGGAGGUCUACAUCGCCUCCCUCCUGGACAACCAGACCGUCGUCUCCACCUGCAGCAUGACGUACCGCCCCUGGAUUAAGGACCACGUCAACACCUUCUUCGGGAUAUACUAUUGGUUUCGGGUCAUCUUCAUCAACACCAUCCCCUGCGUCUCCCUGGUGGUGAUGAACGCACUGCUGAUCUACGCCAUGCGGGUGGCGCAACAGAGGCGGAUGCAGCUGCUGCGGCAGAAUAAGAAGAGCGAGAGCCGGAAGUUGAAGGAAUCCAACUGCACCACCCUGAUGCUGGUGGCUGUGGUGGGUCUCUUCCUUUUGGUGGAGUUCCCUCUAGGAAUAUUAAUGCUUUGCCUCAUAAUUAAAGAAACAUUUGCCGUUAGUUUAGUGUCGGAGUCAACUUUACCAGUAGCGAGCCUCUUCUCUAACUUCUGCAUACUUCUCAGCUAUCCGCUGAACUUCUUCAUUUACUGCGGGAUGAGCAAGCAGUUCCGGGAAACGUUCAAGCGCCUCUUCACCGGGGCGGCCAUGCCCACGGAACGUGAGUACUCCCAGUACAUGACGCUGCCCACGGAGAACGGGAAGACGACGGCAGAGACCGCAAUAACUGGUGACGAAACAGCUUUAUGAUGUCCUUAGUUUCUGUGCUAUCUCUUUAUUCCUGUUCCAGAAUUCUACCAAAGGAUCACAACUAUAAUAAUGGAAAUAAAAUAUCUCAAUCUCGCCUAGUAAAUGUGUAGACCUGUGUACAAUCGAUGAAUAAAUAGUGUCUUCACAGAGGAAUUCAGAUUCAUCUUCUAGUGCUUUACACUUACUCAAUGUCUCCGAGACUUGGUGAACACUCUUAACACAGCGUUUAGAGGUCUCUCGACUUCGCAACAAAUCUGAGAUUCAAACUCUUUCAUUCUGUGGAACUGAGCCACAAGUCCUUAUGUGGCUCACGCGAUUUGUGGCUCAACCAACUUCUUAAUGCAUAGUUGUGUUUGUCAACAUGGAAAACAUGCUUAUAAAAAGAACUUACGGUGUAUUCGUUUUGAUGUAUACACGUGAGAACUGCUACUCAAGAAAUGGGGAUUUAAAAAAUUCCUAAAUUGUCUCCCCUCUCUUCCUAAUUGCCAACUUUCAAAUAUGUUUCUCCUGUUCCCCUCCCUUAAACUGCUAAUGGUGAUGUUUUGUGUAUGAUAUGUAGUUAUAUUAUUAUUUGUUAUUACGUACAAAACUAAUGUGUCACGUAUUUUACAGUGUUUGUGCAGACAUGUUUAUACUUUACUGUUAUGAUUUUUCGGGCUCGCUUUUAGUGACAGUAUCAAGAAGAUCUUCCUUUAACGGAACGCCAGUGUCACAGUGGAAUGCAGUGUCUAGUACACAUUAUAGACUGUUUUAAAGUUAUGCCUGUGUCCAGUAAAGAAGACUGUUUCAAAGAAAUAUCCGUAUUAAGUAGACAGUCCAAGUGAAAUGCUAGUGUUCAGUGUAGUAGACUGUUCCAAGGGAAUUUCCGCAUUCAGAAGACUGUCCCAGUGGAUUGCUAGUGUCUAGUACAGUAGACUGAUUCAAAGGAAUGUCAGUGUCCAGUAGACUGUCCCACUUGAAAGUCAUUGCCCAGUAGACUUAUUCUUAUUUCUAAUAGCUAAGCAAACUAGAUAUUUUGCCUCACCUGAUGCAGAUAAACUUGUCUGCUGGGGGUCUAUUUGAGUAGUCAUUUCGCUGUCUUCGGCAAGGGGGCCUUCUGUGGGUUUCAAGUGUGUGUCUUCGGCAAGGGGGCCUUCUGUGGGUUUCAAGUGUGUGUCUUCGGCAAGGGGGCCUUCUGUGGGUUUCAAGUGUGUGUCUUCGGCAAGGGGGCCUUCUGUGGGUUUCAAGUGUGUGUCUUCGGCAAGGGGGCCUUCUGUGAUUUUCAAGUGUGUGUCUUCGGCAAUGGGGGGCCUUCUGUGGGUUUCAAGUGUGUGUCUUCCGAUCUUUGUGAGAACAAUCCAGCUGCUUCUUUCAGAGCACAUCUGUUGCCAGCCGCUUUCCUCUACUCCAGUGAGGGCACAUUUACCCCUGAUUCGAUCAUAUAGCGCUUUGGGUAGGGGACACUGUUACGCCAUCCUCCGUUAAGCUAACCAUAAAAGAUCGUCCUUGUCAUGCGUUCAUCUCGCCUACGUGAUAGCUGGCCGACCUAGCACAGCUUUUGAAUGUUAAGUAACGCUUCUACACUGUCCACACCAGCCUAUAGAAAAACAUGUAACUAUCUUAUUUCAAAUAUAUUAUUAGAUCGUACCGUUUCACAUCAUAUCACAUCAUAUCGUAUCAUGGUGUGCUGUAUCAUAUCAUAUCAUAUGUCGUUACAAGUCAAAUGUAUCAAAAUGGCUCCCAUAGUUUCAUAGUACAAUAAAACACCAGAAACCCGCCAGAGUUAAUUAGUUUUGUCAAGCGGACUUGACUAAUUGUACUUAUGCUUUGUUCAGUACAUAGCAUGGACGCUUUAAAAAUCGUUUAAAACGGACUUUUAUAGUACAAGUUUUUUUCUUUUUAUAUUAUCCUGCUGCUAGUAACCGAGUGUUGUACGUUGGACAGAUUCACGGGACAAUUAAAUAUGUGAAUGCCAUUUUUGUUUUCUUGUUUCGUUAAAUAAAUAUCAUUGCAAAUGUAAUGCAUUGAAUUACAAAAUGUUUACAAAUUAUACGAUGUGUUUCGAGGGUACUGUAUAUAUUAAUAUACUGUAUGCAUGUUACAAAUCGGUUGAAUGUAUGCUGGGUUUUUAAACAUAAAACUGCUGUUUAAUUCCUUUGGCCACAAAUGAUAAAAUGUAUUUUAAUUUACUCAAUAAUUUACUGUCUUUCUAUCUUCUCUCUUUUUUCUUUCUAAUUUUUUUUUUUUACUUUUUUCCUCUUACUUUUUUCAUCUCUUUCUUUCGAACUCUCUUUUUCUCCAUGUUUUUAUUUUGCUUCCGUUUCUUAUUCAAUCCUUCGUUCACCUCUUUUUAUUUCUAUUUGGUAUCUCUUUCUUGUUUUUCGCCUUAU
Molecule: messenger RNA, 4105 nt
Organism: Biomphalaria glabrata
Lineage: Eukaryota; Metazoa; Mollusca; Gastropoda; Planorbidae
Product: sex peptide receptor-like
Exons: 6
Coding region: 405-1736 (443 amino acids)
Biological process (GO): G protein-coupled receptor signaling pathway
Cellular component (GO): membrane
Molecular function (GO): G protein-coupled peptide receptor activity
Source: RefSeq, a predicted model, not a curated record